Molecule: messenger RNA, 2813 nt
Organism: Leptopilina heterotoma
Lineage: Eukaryota; Metazoa; Arthropoda; Insecta; Hymenoptera; Figitidae
Product: zinc finger BED domain-containing protein 4-like
Exons: 2
Coding region: 1977-2591 (204 amino acids)
Source: RefSeq, a predicted model, not a curated record
CUUACUGGAGUUAAAAGUCGAUUAUUUCUUAUCGAGUUAUAACUGCAGAAAGUCGAUUAUUAUCGACUUUUGACGAUCGACUUUCGACUUUUGCUUUGACACUUUUACACGGCAUACGCACAUAAACACGUGACAAAAAAGCAGACCUAUACCUACGUAUAUGUAUUUCUGGUCAAGAGUGUACAUACGCAUGAAAGCAUGAAAAUAAUCUUAAGCUUAAUUGAAAAUUCGCUAUAAGGGAAGUCAACACGUGUUCAGAUUUUCAUAAUUAAUCUGAUACUGAUUAAUCCUGAAUACACCUUCCUCGAAAAGUCGGUUGUGGCGGCAAUAAAUCUUUGUUAAUAUAGUUUAUUUAUUACGAUGGCUCCAAGUGCUGUGUGGUGCUAUUUUCGAAAAAUAGAAAAAAACACCAAAGUGAAAUGUGAUAAUUGCGGUAAAGAAUACGUGUACAAUAGUAGUACUACUACUUUGGCAAACCAUUUAAAGUCUGCUCAUCAGAUAGUGAUUGCGAAGCAGCAACCUACAAAUGUUAAGAGAAUGAAAUUCUCUCAUCUAGAAAAAGAUAGGACGGAAGAUCCUUUUGAGUCGAAUAAUGAAAUUCAGGUACGAAAACAUAAACUAAACAAUUUUACUGAUAUGUGCACUGUAAAAAAGGUAUUGUAUUUUGCAAUUUAAACUGUAAAAUUACAUGAAUAUGUAGUAAGAGACCAUACUUAUAUUACAUAACGCUUUAGGGGUUAGGGGGGGGGUCAAGAUAUUCGUUACACUUAGCAUAAAAUUGGUGCUUGUUAUUUCAUUAAAGUUAAUCCGUAUCAAUCUGUUGUUUGGUUGUUUAUUGAUAGCAUUUUAUGCCUAGUUACAAUUUUGAACUUAAUUUUUAAACUUAUAAUUAUGUAAAAUUUUUGUUAACUGAUUUUAAUAAACAACGAAAUAACAGAUUGAUACUGAUUAAUCAUUAUACAUAUAAUGAGCUUUGGGAAAUAAUUUAUAUAAAAAUAAGAUUUCUUUUAUAUUUAAAAAUACUUAUAAAAAAUUUUUAUUUUUGUGUAAAUCAUUUUUUAAAGUUUAACUAUUAACACAUAACUUAGUAAAGGUACUCCUCGCAAGCUGAGCAUGUAAAAUUACAUUACUUUUAUUACAGUGUAUUAGUAAAAAUGAGUAAUUCAUUCAUUUUUGUAGACAAAAAUUAUAUAAUAAAAUUUAUUUUAUUUAGACUUCUAUGAGUAAGGAUGUUGAUACAAUUGUAAUAGACGCGCCUUCUACAUUUGAAAGUGGAACAAAUAAAUCUAGUAUUUCUACAUCAGCUUCUAAAAUAUCUCUUGGGCCGAUGGACAAGUGCAUUAGUAAUGCUGUUUCAUUUUCUGCUGGAGGACAUAGGGAUAUUGCUGUUACAAAUGCAUUACUUUUUAUGCUGGUAAAAGACGAUAUGCCUUUGCGUACACCUGAGCGAUCGGGAUUUAAAGCUUUCGCCAAAGCAAUUCAACCACAUUAUCGUAUUCCUUCUGAAAACACAUUGACAAAAAAACUAGAAAAUAAAUAUAUCGAGUUACAAUUAAAGUUUUCUAUAGUGCUUUCCAAAUGUACAUCUAUUUGCCUAAGUGCUGACAUUUGGACUCAUGUAAGCACUAUGAGGUCUUACUUAGGCGUUACUGCUCACUUCUUGGAUGGUAAAAUUUUAUUUUUUUACUUUCACUAUUAUGUUGCUUAAAAAAAGUAAUUUAAAUCAAUUAUUUCAUUUUUGAAUUUGCUUAUUCAAAUUUACUUUUUUUGCAGGAACUGAAAUAUCGUCAAUAGAACUUUGCGCAAAGCAACUGACAGAAAGGAAAACAAUUUCGUACUUACGUAAAGUUUUAAAUGAUAUUUGCAAAACGUGGAGUAUUAAUUAUGAGCAAAUUGUAGCUGUUGUCACAGACGGAGGUGCAAAUAUAAAGGGAGCAGUAAAAGAAGAAUUCGGAUUGCAAAAACAUAUAAGUUGCAUGGCUCACAGUAUAAACAAUAUAGGACAGGCAUGCAUUGGUCUCUCACAACAAAAAGUUCCUUCUGAAAAGGAUAAUCCCCUGGAAAUUCCUGAAGAUGAAAAUGAUAUUGAUGAUGCUGAAGCAGAGGCUGCAGAAAAUGAUAUUGAAAGUGAUAUUGAAAGAGGAUCAAAUCCCUCUGAUUCUCAAGAUAUUUUAAAAAAUCUUAUCAUCAAAGUCAAAAGAAUUGUACGCUUUUUUCGACGAAGCGAAGUCGCAUCUUCGGAGUUGGAGAAACUCCAAAAAGAGGGUGACAGAGGAACUAUACCUGUAAAAUUAAUACAGGAAGUUAGAACCAGAUGGAAUUCCUGUUUCAACAUGCUAGAAAGGUUUUUAAGUUUUGCGGAUUUUGUAACAAUUAUACUGAUGAAAAUCCAAAGAGAAAAAAAUACAAAAUCCAAACCACCUAGCAUGUUGAGCAGCGAUGAAAUAGAAGCUCUAACUGAAGUCCGAGACUUGUUGAAGCUACUGUGGCAAGUUACGUUGGAAUUCUCAUCAGAGAAGACAGUAACUUUAAGCAAAUGCAUACCCUUAAUUCAUAUAAUGAAAAAUGUGAGUACAAUUAUAAAUUUUUGAAUAAUUAAUGAAAGGUUGUCAUAAUAUAAACAGUUUAUGAUUAUAAAAAAAUUAAAAUAAAUAAAUUAUAUUUUUUCAGAAAAUUAAAGAAUUUGUCCCUGCAACGGCGGUAGGUUUUAACCUACAGCAAAAACAACUCUCUUUAAUUGAUGCGAAAUUUUCGAAUCUCGAAGCCGUUAAGAUUUAUGCGUCAGCAACUCUUUUAGACCCUAGGUUUAAGCG